Messenger RNA from Helicoverpa zea (corn earworm), 1895 nucleotides. RefSeq names its product origin recognition complex subunit 2 (gene Orc2). Gene Ontology annotation, biological process: DNA replication. Lineage: Eukaryota; Metazoa; Arthropoda; Insecta; Lepidoptera; Noctuidae. Gene Ontology annotation, cellular component: nuclear origin of replication recognition complex; nucleus. The record is from RefSeq and is a predicted model, not a curated record. Gene Ontology annotation, molecular function: DNA replication origin binding. The transcript is spliced from 8 exons. Bases 122 to 1816 code for a protein of 564 amino acids.
ACGCGCGCCGCAAGCUAACAGGUGUUUUUGUUUGAGAUAAUAGAAUAUAUCGCCGGUUGAUUUGGUUCGCCUUGAUAUUAAUUUCAACAACUUGGAACAAACUAUUAUUUAUCAUAUUAAUAUGGCCAGUGGUGGUUUUCAUCUUCGUUUUGGUGAUGGCCAGACUAAAAUAGUUUCAGAAAAUCGUGAUGAAACAAUCGAAUCGCCGUCAAGAAGAACGACCAGAGUAAGAAACAGACCAAAGAAGUUCGGUGAUUUCUUAGACAUAACACCAACCAAGCGAAGACCAUACAAGGACAUCAGCAGCUCUGAGGAUGAAGCAGAUGUUGAUGAUGGCAGUGCUCCACAGAAACCUACAGCUUUGUUCAGUGAAGAUGAUGUGGAAGGCCAGGAUAUGUUUAAGUUUAAAUCCCGACACACCAAACAGGAUCUACAGAAUAAAGUAAAAGCAGCUAUUAGUAACUCUCCCAGAGGUGUAGAUUCACCAAUGAAGACGCCAAGGAAACUGCUACAUUCAGCAGUCAAUAGUCCAUUCUCUUCAGUAGUUCGGGCCACACCUAAACAAGUUAAAGAUAUAAUAAAGAAAAGAAUUAUUCACGAAGUGGAAUCUGAUAGUGGUGACAGUGAUUUUUCUGGGGGCAGCAGUGACUUUGUGCCUGAAGAAAGUGAUCACGAUGAGACUAAUUCAAAUUCAUCACCAGCAGCAUCUUCAGAUGAUGAAGAAGAAGAACAACCAAAGAAAGCAUUAGGCAAGGCUGUAGAAAACAAAGAUAAUAAGACCAAACUGAAAGAUUCUGAAUAUUUUGUCACCCCCGAUAACUAUUUCAUGAUGCAUUCCAGUAAAAAGAUCGCUACUUCAGAUCAUACUUUAGCACGACUCAAAAACUUGAAUGUAAAUGAAAAUGAAAUCGAUGACAUUCAAAUAUCACUGGAGCACAAAAAGAGUAUAAAUGAACUCAACAUAACAUAUACUCAACUGUUCAACAAAUGGCUGUAUGUACUAAGUGAAAACUUUAACAUUAUACUGUACGGAGUUGGCUCAAAACGCUCUGUACUUCAACAAUUUCAAAAACAGAAACUGAAAGACUUUCCAUGUAUUGUAGUCAAUGGUUUUUUUCCAAGUUUAACCAUUAAGAGCAUUGUUGAAACGAUUGUUAUUGAUCUGCUAGAAAAUAGCCAUGUGCCCUCGAAUGUGGGAGACAUUGUAAACUUAAUUGAUACUCAGUUGUCUGAAAAUGGUGUGGAUCUAUUUCUCAUAGUACACAAUAUAGACGGCACUAUGCUGCGGAAUGCUAAAGCUCAGUCAACAUUAGCUAGUAUAUCACAAAUCAAGAAUGUUCACACUAUUGCAACCAUUGACCAUAUAAAUGCUCCAUUAUUAUGGGAUCACACAAAACUAAGUAAAUUUAAAUUCACAUGGUGGGAUGUGACAACGUUUGUGCCAUACGCGGAAGAAACUUCAUAUGAAAAUUCAUUGAUGACGCAUCGCAGUGGUGCACUACAACUGUCUUCUCUGAAGAGUGUUUAUCAAUCGCUCACUACAAAUGCUAAAGGAAUCUUUAAAAUAAUAAUUGAGUUUCAAUUGGAAAAUCAAAAACAACAUUACCAAGGACUGCCGUUCAGGGAUUUGUAUUCCAAGUGUCGGGAACAGUUUUUAGUAAGUUCUGAUCUAGCUUUAAGAGCUCAACUAACUGAGUUUCUAGAUCAUAAACUAGUGAAAAUGAAGCGAACAUAUGAUGGGAGUGAAAAUUUGGUAAUACCCAUUGACAAUGUAUUAAUGCAACAGUUUUUAGAACAGCAAACUAGUGCUAACUGAUUAUUUAUUGAUGAACUAAGCCUGCUAUAAAUUUAACUGUUUUUGAUAAGGAGUAAAUAAUUAAAAAACCUGAGUUAUA